This is a messenger RNA of Peniophora sp. CBMAI 1063, 1635 nucleotides long. The record is from the annotation of a GenBank genome assembly. NCBI's taxonomy places the organism in Eukaryota, Fungi, Basidiomycota, Agaricomycetes, Russulales, Peniophoraceae.
AUGGCUACCACUAUUGAAGCGGCUACGAUCGACUCGCUGCCUAACGAAGUUCUGCUCAUCAUAUUCCAUUGGAUUAAGGUCGACGACCUCAAGGGCGAUGACUACCAUGGCCCUCCCCGUUGCGCUUAUCUCUCUCACGUCUCGCAGCGGUGGCGCCGCCUUGCCAUCGCAUACAGUCAACUUUGGGAUCACUGGCCGAGAUAUGAUACAGCUCUAGCUUGGACGGAGACGUGCUGCGAAAGAUCUGCGAAUACAUCGCUGGCGCUUUGCUUUGUGGUUACAUCCCAGGCCACGCAGCGCAUGACGGAGGCGAUGAACCUCGCGGCCGCGAGAAUAUCGCGAGCCAAAGUCAUCAGCGUUAGCCCCGGUCCAGCCAAUAGCUACGGCCAUCUCUACAUCUUCUCCGGAGACACAAGUGCCGGCUCCCAGCCGAUCUUGCGGUCUCUGAGCACGCUGUCUUUUGAUGACGCUCCGUUACUUGAAUCCAUCUCUCUUAAAAACGCACACGGAAUGGUUCUUCUAGCGCCACAGGCCACCAUCAAUCUCUUCAGUGUUCCCCAGCCUCCCCGCUUACAGAGGUUGUCGAUCCGUGGCUACUCGGUGUCCCUCUCCAACAGCAUACAGCUAGACACACUGCGCAAUUUGGAUAUCCAUAACGCGAGCGCGUGGCGCACUAUUGACGAGAUGAUCGAUGUCCUGAAAAAAGUACCGAACAUAGAAGAGUUGAAUUACAUGUACAACAGCUCUGAGAUCAUGAUCAGACACGAGCUCGAUCGGCCGCCUACUUCUCCCUCGACUACCCAUCAUAUUCGUUGCGUAGACUUGCCACGUCUGCGUCGGCUUAUACUUCCUCGAACUGGCGAAUUCAAGCCGGCAGCGAUGAUUUUCAUCUACUGCUCUCUUGCGCCACGAACUGCUUUAUGUUUGGAAGCGGAUGAGGUGUAUGAUGACUGGGGAGCUCACAAGGACCUAUACGCCCGAGCACUUCGACACCACUUCUCGGCCGCAAUAGCUGCGAACCAGUCCUACGACAUCGUGUCGUUGGAUGACAGGAUCAUCAAACCAGAUAUAUCACGGCAAACUUCCCCAUCGACAACUUUACCCUCCGAACUGUCGUUCUCGAUACUUCAUGCACAGCACAAUGCUGCACAUUCCGAAAACGUCCUCGAGUCGUCGUGCAAGCUUUACUUUUCUUUGCCCAUCUUCGCCGGCACACACGAGCUGCACGUCGCACGGGACCGUCAGCACUGCUACACUUUUCUUGAUCAUUUACCUGCGAUGCCGGCCGUGCGUACACUCGUUCUACAAGGCGAUGCAGUCAUGGACUUUACUGCGGGGUAUUUGGCGAGUUGUGGGACUCGGUUUCCUGAGCUUGAGGUCUUGCGUUUGGCUGAUUUCGAUUGUCAUGAUACGGCGGGCUCCAUCCCAUUUUCCGAGGUUCGGACUAUCACGGCGGAUAGCGUUGUUGAGGCGUUGACUGAAGCGUGGAGUACGUCGGAGAUGGUCACAUGGCGCACUCUCGAGUUCGAGAGGUUUAGAUACGCGGAUUAUAUCGCCGAGUGUAUCAGGAAGGAGCCUGAGCUUCGCGCGUUCAACGAGAGGGUCGAGAUUCGUUGCAUCGACUGCUACGAAUGA